Molecule: messenger RNA, 1715 nt
Organism: Pseudovirgaria hyperparasitica
Lineage: Eukaryota; Fungi; Ascomycota; Dothideomycetes; Acrospermales; Acrospermaceae
Exons: 3
Coding region: 123-1334 (403 amino acids)
Source: RefSeq, a predicted model, not a curated record
GCCAUGUUCACACUCUUCUAAACCGCUAAUCCAGCCUGCAUUUAUGUAGUGAUGAACCGCACGUCCAGAAGCAUCCUUUAUCAACUCCAUAAUCCUCCACGUCCCGUCCCGUCAAUCAUACAAUGGCUUUGGUAUUGAAAAGUCCUGUGGCUCCCUCCAAUCUCGACAAACGUUGGUCCCCUCCAGCAUUCGCAGAAUCGACCUUUGUUGAUUCGUCGUGCUGUCCCUCACUGGCACUGAACUCGCCAGUGUCGACUAUGACCACUGACUCCCUCUCAUCUGCAUACCUACCUUCCACAUCCGAAGAUCCACAGCCUCUAUCUACUGUCGUCGCCCACGACAUGCAAAGUUCGGGUUGGUACAGCUCAGGAAUACCAGCAAGCACAUACGAAUUUAGCUUUGAUAACACAUACAUCACCCCCUCUUUAGGCCCCUUCUCGCCUCCAGAGUAUUCCAAAGCAGAAGGACUACCACAUAUCGACACCAGCAAAGUAGCAGAGUCGGCUUACAACUUUGGCUCAUCGUACGAUUCGACACUACCCCCAAGACCUCGAAGUAGCCCCAGUACCUUUAGCCCCACUUCUGGUCCUCGUAUUGAAGACUUCCUUUGGCAACAACAGUCAAACGGUCUUGGUAUUUCUCAUCAGUCAAGCCCUCCCAUGGACCCCCUUCACAACUACCCAUAUGGCCCUCGGACGCCUCGGCAUCAUACCGAGCCAGCUAUACCUAGUGUAAAUGAUAUUAAUGCACCUCAGCCGAGGCGGACGUACAUUCCUCUAGCACCGAACCCGUCCCAGCAGGCUCAGUCUCAGUCAUCCAAGAAGCGGCACCGGGAUUCGGAAGAACCCCAUGAUUCCCCAAACAAACGAAGAAUACGCUCAGACUCUGCCACUGUUACACAGGAACUUACGGAAGAAGACAAGCUUCUACUAAAACUCAAGGACGAGGAGAGUCUACCAUGGAAGGACAUCGCGAUGAGAUUCCAAACGGACCUUGGCAAGACGUGUCAGAUCCCAGCUCUUCAAAUGCGUCUCAAGCGGCUGCGGGAGAGACUUCGGGUGUGGACCAACGCAGACGUUCAAGCCCUCCAUCUAGCCCAUGACUACUGGAUACAAAGCAAAUACGAGAUUAUCGCCUCCAAAAUGAUUGAAUAUGGAGCAUCAGACCGAUGGUCAGCACGACAAUGUGCGCGAAAAUGGGCAGACAUUGAUCCAGGCCCAACACCAUACACAACUACCACUACUUCUUCCUACGAAAGCCCGAUGCCACAGUAUGCGACCAGUCCACCAACAGAUGCGCACGCCUUCUUGCCAUAUAUGCACAUUCAGCAGUAAUGUUCCCAAGCCAGUUACCCAACAUUCAAUAUUUGAGUUCAGCCACGUACCUCCUAUAGAGCUACAUGGACAAAACAACUACACUGCAUAGCAAUUACCUUCUGGCCAACCACCAUCCUCCACGGACCAUCUCUUCUGGUAUAUGGCAUUACAAAAUUUCUACUUCGGAUUUUGCCGGAGUUGUAUAUAAAGUUGAUUACUUACGCAUUGGGCAUGGCGCAACAUGUGAUGAUACCUCUUACCUGUACAAUCUACCUGGGGCAGCAUAUAAAAUAUUACGAUGACCGACGACGAAAUGGGAUUUUCGCGUAACGACGAGGAUGAAGGGGCAUACGAUACCAAUAGCAUAACGCAAAAGCGUUGCGAGAAUAACAAGACAAU